GUGGAACGAUGUCAGGGCUGCACAGAUGAAUUUUUACGGCCUUUGCUUUCAUAUGAAAAAGCAAAUAGUUAAUAUAGAUAAAAUCAAGUCAAAAGAAAAAAAAGGAAAUAGAUGGAUACUCCCUAUUUCAAGAUCUAAUAAGUGCUUUCCAAUACCUGGGUCUUGUAAUAUGGGUCGAAUUAAAAAAAUUUUAUUUAUGCACCGUGCAAAUACCAAAAAAGCAAGAGAGAAAAAAGAACUUAAGGACAAAGAUAAAGAUGACUUACCAAUCAUUGACGAUGCAUAUGACUUGGAGAAUGAUGAAGCAGCGGAAACAGUAUUUAGAAAGCUUAUUGAAAAUGCUAAAGAAAUGGAUUAUAAUAAAAAUUCACGUUGGAGGUAUACUGGAAAUUCUGAUCGUACAAGACAACGAAGGACACGACAAAACCGUAUAAACGCAGUAGGGAGCUAUAAAAUAACCCAGUUUUUCGCCCUAGUAAAUAAUAUAAAUGAAGCCACAGGAGACCAGCAGUCAGAUUCAGAAAGUGAUAGUGAUCUUGAACUCGAAGAAAAACCAUUAAAAUGGAAACAACAACUUCAAGAAACUGAGAAAAGGAUACAAAAUCUGCUAGAUACUACGGAAAUGUCAAAGACAGAUAAGGUGAAGUAUGUUUCUGUGAUCCAUUAUAUUCGACUUCUUCAACAUGACUCAUCUAAAAUGGAAGCAAGUCGAGUUGUGGCAACCAUUCACAAUGGUGGUGAGUAUCGUGCCAGAUGUAUAUGA
Dentiscutata heterogama is the source of this 763-nucleotide messenger RNA. NCBI's taxonomy places the organism in Eukaryota, Fungi, Glomeromycota, Glomeromycetes, Diversisporales, Gigasporaceae. The record is from the annotation of a GenBank genome assembly.